AUGGCGAAUGCAAAAGAAAUUACUGAAAGUCUGUUGCAAUUCACUUCCAGUUUAUACAGUAAAGCCAUUUUGCAACAGUCAAGCGAUUUACAAAACACUUUCAUGUCCCCGUUGAGCAUUUACAUUGCUUGUGCAAUGACCAUGGCUGGCGCAAGCGAUACCACGCUACAAGAAAUGUGGCACACAUUGCAUGUUCCUGAUGCCCUAAGAAGUAAUGAGUUCCACGAAUCAAUUGGCCAGCACCUGCUGAAACAGAUUGCGAGUUCACCAGAUGUUGAGGUGUCUUUGGCUAAUCGGUUGUUCACCCUGAACAAUGUGAGCAUUCUGGAUGAUUUCAAGCACACAUUGAGUAACGACUACUGCUCGGAUUUGGAAAGUAUUGCCGACCUUGAAACUGUGGAAGAUAAAAGGCAUCGUAUCAAUCAGUGGGUUGCGCUAGUCACAAGAAGUAAGAUACCGGAGCUUAUCGCUCCCGGAGGAUUGGCAGAGGAUGCUGUAUUGACCAUCGUGAACGCUUUGUACUUCCGAGGUAUGUGGGAAGAGUCUUUUCCAAAAGAAGCUACAUUCCAGUCUAAAUUUUACUGUCUUGAUGGAACCACAAUCGAUGUCCUGAUGAUGUACAAUCAUCAAUCGUACCGGUUGACGGAGAUCACUGAUCUGGACGCGAAGGCAAUCAAGCUCUCAUUUAACGGCGAACGAUGGAAAAUGCUGAUUCUUCUACCAAAUCAGCGAGAUGGACUCCAAAAACUGCUCAACGGACUUCAGCAACCCGGAAAGUUUGCUUCAGUCCUUGCAGAGUCUUUCGUGGAGGAAAAAGCUGAGGUUUACCUCCCCCGAUUCAAAUUGGCCGAUUGUCCCCCACUGGAUGUCAAAAAGUUGUUGCAAAAUUGUGGUAUCCGACGUCUCUUCGAUCGAGAAGCAGACUUAUCUAAGAUCUGCGCAGACAAAAAGUUAUUCAUUAGCGAUGUGAUGCACAAAGCCGUAUUAGAGGUGGAUGAAGAGGGAGCUACGGCAGCUGCGGCCACUGGAAUGGUGGCUGUAGCAAUGUGUUACAUGCCAACUCCGGUUAUUCAGGUUGAUCAUCCAUUUUUCCUGGCUAUUUUGGGCGAGUCUGAUGUGCCUGCUUUCAUUGGGCAUGUUGUGAGACCCGAAGUCGAUUGCACAAGCUGAAAAUAGAAUUUAUUUUCAGAACGCUGA
Molecule: messenger RNA, 1197 nt
Organism: Opisthorchis viverrini
Lineage: Eukaryota; Metazoa; Platyhelminthes; Trematoda; Opisthorchiida; Opisthorchiidae
Exons: 6
Coding region: 1-1170 (389 amino acids)
Molecular function (GO): serine-type endopeptidase inhibitor activity
Source: RefSeq, a predicted model, not a curated record